Molecule: messenger RNA, 453 nt
Organism: Maudiozyma barnettii
Lineage: Eukaryota; Fungi; Ascomycota; Saccharomycetes; Saccharomycetales; Saccharomycetaceae
Exons: 1
Coding region: 1-453 (150 amino acids)
Source: RefSeq, a predicted model, not a curated record
AUGCAAAAAAAUUUGUUACCUCAUCGAUACCUUUUUCCAGUUAAUGAUAGGAGUACUUCCCCCUCUCAAUUUGAUCCCUGCAGUUUCGACAUCGACAUUCUAAGUUGGUCCAGUAAUUACUCAAAGUUCCAGGUAUUAUCAUGUUUCUCUCGAAUAAAAAUAUUUCGUGUCACUCACAUAAACAUUCAGAGUUUCCUAUGUUCUCAUAAUUUUUCGCAAUUAAGCACUUUGACGGCACAAAGGAAAAAAAUAAUUGGAAAAAGUGGAAAAAUACUCGUUGGUGCGAUGGACAGGACUCGGUCUCUGCAGGUUACUGAAACAAUUUUUUUUUUUAUUAGUUCUUACUUGGUUUUGCUGAGCUGCUGCUGCUUAUCAUAUUGGUUUAUUAACAUUGGGACCGAUGAGCUUGGUUUCAUUAAGGUCCCUUUUAUUCAAACUUUCAAAGUUGUUUAA